GGUUAUACUUGAAAUAAAAACUUCGGAAUGCAGUUAAUCAGCAAUCCUUGCGCCGAAACCUGAAGUGUUAAACAAAAUCCUCGCCGGAACGGAAACCUGCCCUCAGUUGCGAGCUGCUAGGAAGAGAUACUGAUUUGUCAUGCUGAUUGCUGAGCGGGGUUGAGCGAAAAAAAAAACGAUCUUUUAGUAUAAUUUGCUAAAGCUUUCAUUUAAUUGUCUACUAUUCACCAGAAAUUCCUGCAGAGAGCAUAAUCUGAGAGCUUCCAUCGGUACUCAACUAGAAUGGCGGAUGAAAGUGCGGGUUCUUAUAAGAGAGACCCCAUCAAAUCCUCAGUUGGGAAUGUGGCUGCACAAAGAAGACGGGAUAAUGCGGUUACAGUGGGUAAAGAAAGAAGAGAGGCGCUGAUGAGAACGAAGCGCCUUUGCAGAGUAGGAGUUAUUGGUGAUGAUUCUGAUAUGAUGAUUGAUGAAGAACAAUCUAUUCUGGAGGCUCAGACUUCAUCUUCUGUUGAACAAUUGAAGCUUGCUGUUUCCCACCAGGGGAAAGGCGCUGUGCAGAAAAGAGUAAAUGCUCUUCGAGAGCUAAGACGUCUACUGUCUAAGUCUGAAUAUCCUCCAGUUGAAGCUGCACUUGAGGCUGGAGCUAUGCCUCUCCUUGUCAAUUGUCUUUCAUUUGGGUCUCCAGAUGAACAGUUGCUGGAAGCAGCUUGGUGCCUUACAAAUAUAGCAGCUGGAAGACCCGAUGAAACAAAGGCUUUGUUGCCUGCACUACCUUUGCUUAUUGCACAUCUAGGAGAAAAGAGUUCACUGACUGUUGCUGAGCAAUGUGCAUGGGCACUAGGAAAUGUUGCUGGGGAAGGGGAGGAACUAAGAGAUGUUCUCCUGUCACAAGGAGCCUUACCUCCUUUGGCAAGAAUGAUGUUUCCAAACAAAGGAUCAACUGUCACUACUGCUGCUUGGGCAUUGUCAAACCUGAUUAAGGGACCGGGCCCUAAAGCAGCAAAUGAGUUGAUAAGAAUUGGUGGCGUCCUUGAUGCUAUUCUUCGUCAUUUGAAAAAAGCAGAUGUUGAGUUGGCCACGGAAGUAGCGUGGGUUGUUGUGUAUCUCUCUGCCCUUUCAAACUCCGCCGCCACAAUACUCGCAAAGAGUGAUCUCUUUCAUAUCUUAAUAGAUAGAUUGAACACCACGAAUAGCCUCCAGCUGCUUAUCCCGGUCCUGAGGACCUUAGGUAAUCUUGUGGCUGGUGAUACUCUUGUAACUAAUGUUACUCUUGUUGCUGGAAGUGAGAUUACAGAUGCAUUUAUUCAAGCACAAAUAAAAUGUUUGAAGAGUGAACAUCGUAUCUUGAAGAAGGAAGCUGCUUGGGUCCUAUCUAAUCUAGCAGCCGGUUCUUUCGAGCAUAAGAAAUUAAUACAUUCCAGUGAAGCUUUGCCAGUGUUACUCCACCUUCUUUCAACAGCACCAUUUGACAUUAAAAAGGAGGUGGCAUACGUUCUUGGCAACCUCUGUGUUUCCCCAGGGGACGGUUCUGGAAUGCCAAAGCUGAUUGUGGAACACUUGGUUACCCUUGUGAGGAGAGGGUGCCUUUCCGGAUUUGUUAAUUUAGUAAGAUCGGUAGACAUUGAGGCAGCAAAACUCGGACUGCAGUUUCUUGAGCUGGUUCUAAGGGGAAUGCCAAACGGGGAGGGUCCAAAUCUCGUGGAGAAGGAGGAUGGCAUCGAUGCGUUGGAAAGGUACCAAUUUCAUGAAAAUGAAGAAGUAAGGGGCAUGGCUAAUCAGUUGCUGGACAAGUACUAUGGGGAUGAGUAUGGACUUGAAGAAUAGUAUAAAGAGCACUUAUUAAUGAUGAUGGGAUUUUGAUCUAUUGUGUGCCAAAACUUGCCUCUAUUGUACAAAUUUCAUUUAUUUGGAGAGUUUUUAAUGACAUUGGUAGUAACAUUUCUAUGCAAAUAUGUAUUACUGCUCUAUUCUUUGGAAGGAGGGGGAGUGGGCAAAGCUUGGGAAGCCACUUAUGAGUGAAAUUUCUUAAGAAAUCUAGUUUGCCUGCUGUCACAUUUGUAAAUACAGAGAUAAAUCCAUUAAAAUCAGUUCUGUUUGUUUCGAGGUACGCCUAGAUUAUGGAUUCACCCCUUUGUACCAUCUUUUGACAAAAAUCC
This is a messenger RNA of Cuscuta epithymum, 2156 nucleotides long. The record is from the annotation of a GenBank genome assembly. NCBI's taxonomy places the organism in Eukaryota, Viridiplantae, Streptophyta, Magnoliopsida, Solanales, Convolvulaceae.